UAAAAAUAUAUUAACUUUUUGUUGAAUGGAAAUUCCUACAUUUUCUCUCUCUAAUUCUCUCUCAAGCCGCCAUAAAACCCUAGCCUCUAUUUCACUAAAAUUCGUUCAAAUCACCAAGUUUUCAGACUUGCAGCUGGUUGAUAGAAACUAGAGCAGACUGUGGACCUUUGCACUUUCUGUUAUUUAAAUUGAGAUUACCCAAAUUGUUACAUUUCAUCCUGAGAAAUAUUCUGCCUUCUUCUCUGUGCAGAAACUCCCUUUUUUAUCAUACACAUAAGAGAGACAUUAAGAGAGAAAGAGUGAUAUGGCUUAUGCUGCUAUUACUUGUCUUAUGAGAACCAUAAAUCAAUCAAUGGAACUUACUGGAUGUGAUUUGCAACCGUUCUAUGCAAAGCUUGAAUCCCUGAGAGCUAUUCUGGAUGAAUCCUGCGAUGUAACGGGCGAUCUUGAAGCAUUAACAAGAUUGGAAGUUGAAAUUGCAGAGGUUGCAUAUAGUGCAGAAGAUAUGGUUGACUCGAAAUCAAUAAAAGUUUCUUUGGCCGAAACUGCAAUUACGCGAACCAGAGCUUUCUGGAAACUCUGUUGUUCCUUGGAACAAGGGGUAGAACGCAUUGAUUCCAUCAUGAAGAAGUGGAUGGCAGUACGGAACUGGUACAGAAAAAUCAUAGAUUUGAAAGCACAAACGUUUUCUCUAGCCAGUACUAUACCUGAACAUGCUGUAGAGAGGCCCGAGCACAUAAUGGUUGGCCAUGAAAAUGCAUUCAAGAUGAUGCAGGAUCAACUUACUAGAGGAGAAAGGGAACGAGAAGUUGUCUCAAUUGUAGGGAUGGGGGGCAUAGGGAAGACAACUUUGGCUACAAAGCUCUACAGCGAUCCAUUCAUUAUGUCUCACUUUGACAUUCUUGCAAAAGCUACUGUUUCACAAGAGUAUUGUCCGAGAAAUGUACUCCUAGCCCUUCUUUCUUCUACAAGUGAUGAACCAUAUGAUCAACUAGCAGACCGACUUCAAAAGCAUCUUAAAGGCAAGAGAUACUUGGCAGUCAUUGAUGACAUAUGGACUACAGGAGCUUGGGAUGAUAUACAACUAUGUCUCCCAGACUGUAAUAAUAGAAGCCGAAUACUCUUGACUACUCGGAAUGGGGAAGUGGCUGAAUAUGCUAGCUUAGGUAAGCCUCCUCAUCACAUGCGCCUUUUGAACUUUGAUGAAAGUUGGAAUUUAUUAUACAAAAAGGUCUUUGUGCAAGAUUGUUUCCCCCCUGAAUUUGAACAACUUGGGAAACAAAUUGCAUCAAAAUGCGGAGGAUUGCCUCUAGCAAUUAUUGUGAUCGGGGGACUUCUCUCCAAAACCGGUAAAACAUUGGAUGAGUGGCAAAGUGUUGCCAAGAAUGUAAGUACAAUGGUAAGCACAGAUCUUGAAGCCCAAUGCAUGAGAGUGUUGGCUUUGAGUUACCAUCACUUGCCUUCUCACCUAAAGCCGUGUUUUCUAUAUUUUGCAAUUUUUGCAGAGGAUGAACUGAUUUCUGCACAUAAACUUGUGGAGUUAUGGGCUGUAGAGGGAUUUUUGAAGGUAGAAGAGACGAAAAACAUGGAAGAGGUGGCAAAAACAUGUAUAAACGAACUUAUAGACAGAAGUUUAAUUUCAAAUGGUGGCAAAAUGACGAGUUAUUGUAAAAUGCAUGAUUUGAUCCGUGAACUCUGCUUGAAAGAAGCUCGAAAGAUGAAUUUUGUUAAUGUUCUAAGAGGAAAGAGUGAUCAAAAUUCAUGUGCGCAAUCCAUUCAGUGCUCCUCUAAGAGUCGAGGUCGGAUCGGUAUCCAUAGUGAGGAAGAAUUGGCUAGGUGCCGUAGCAGUGAGGCUCAUUCUAUUAUCAUGCUUGGUAGCUUCCAAUGCUUCGCACUGGAGCUGCCUUUCAAGCUAGUAAGAGUACUAGAUCUUGCUUCAGUUGACUGUGAGGCUUUUCCCAGUGGAAUACUACAUUUAAUUCACUUGAGAUACCUAGCUUUGUGUCUUUAUCCUCUCUUGAAGCAGUAUCGAAGUUCCGAAGAAGAGAUUCCCUCAUCAAUAAUAGACGUUCCCUCAUCAAUAAUAGACAUUCCUCCAUCCAUAUCAAGCCUAUGUUAUCUGCAAACUUUUAUACUUAGGACUCCAUUUCACUUUGGUUACGGGGAAUAUCCUUUUAUAUUACCAUCGGAAAUUUUGACGAUGCCGCAAUUGAGGCACCUCCAUUUGUCCUGGAAUUACUUGCGGUAUUACGAGCCUACAGAGAAAAGUUUGGUAUUGAAAAAUUUGCAAUGUCUCUCUGGAUGGAAUCCUUUUAAUUGUACUGGGUCUGCAUUUGGACUAUUUCCCAAUCUAAAGAAGUUGCAAAUUAGUGGCGACCCAAAAGACUUUCUUAUUCGCAAGGACCAGUAUGAUUUUCGCUACUUACAUCAGCUCGAGGAAUUGGAAUUUAUUCUUAGUAAUAAAGCUGCUAAAUGCUUUCUAGAAAGAAUUACACCUUCAGAUUCUACUCUGGAAACUCCUUUAAUGCUUCAGAGGAUAAUCAAGCAGCCAAAGCUAGGUUUAUCUUUUCCACCUCCGCCAGAUGCUUUUCCACAAAACCUUAAGAAUUUAACUUUGAAAGGACUUUUCUUCUUGCUAUGGAAGGAUCUGAGCAUUGUUGGUAAAUUGCCCAAACUCGAGUCCCUUCAACUAAUCAACUGCAGAGGUGGCUGGGAGUGGGAAGUAGCUGAGGAAGGGUUUCUUCGCUUGAAGUUCUUGCUACUGAACCAAUUGGAUAUACUGUACUGGAGUGCCAGUAGUGAUCACUUUCCGUGCCUUGAACGACUAUUUCUUUAUGGUUGCAUCAAUUUGGAUUCAAUCCCUCAAGAAUUUGUAGAUAUAACCACACUUACUCUAAUUGAUAUAGAUCGAUGUCGAAAAUCUGUUGGGAAUUCCGCCAAACAGAUUCAACAGGACAUUCAAGACGUCUAUGGAGGUUCUAUUGACGUCCAUAUUCAUCGUCCUCUCUCGUGGUGAUGACCUUAGGUGUGCUGCGGAUUAUCCAGUUCUCCGAAAGAAAUGUCAAUUCAGAAGUCAAAUGUGUGUGGUGUAGCUUUUGUUUAUUUUCAUUUUCUUUCAAUAAUAUUAGAAUAGGGGGCAGGAUGAUUGCAAAUGUCUUGUAAUUUAAUUGUAUAUGAUCUUUAGUAUAGCAGUUUGUCAGUGUUUUGUAAAUAUUCCAAAUUUUAUAUUCAUAUUGUAUGUGCCAAAACAGGCUCCAUUCCUCAAA
This is a messenger RNA of Lycium barbarum (goji berry), 3266 nucleotides long. RefSeq names its product putative late blight resistance protein homolog R1B-14. Gene Ontology annotation, biological process: defense response to other organism; protein folding. Lineage: Eukaryota; Viridiplantae; Streptophyta; Magnoliopsida; Solanales; Solanaceae. Bases 305 to 3016 code for a protein of 903 amino acids. The record is from RefSeq and is a predicted model, not a curated record. The transcript has 2 exons. Gene Ontology annotation, molecular function: ADP binding; alpha-tubulin binding.